Molecule: messenger RNA, 582 nt
Organism: Cryphonectria parasitica EP155
Lineage: Eukaryota; Fungi; Ascomycota; Sordariomycetes; Diaporthales; Cryphonectriaceae
Product: family 5 carbohydrate esterase
Exons: 2
Biological process (GO): carbohydrate catabolic process
Cellular component (GO): extracellular region
Molecular function (GO): cutinase activity
Source: RefSeq, a predicted model, not a curated record
UGUCCUGGGAUGGCGGUGUUAUUUGCGAGAGGGACUGGCGAGCCAGGAAACGUGGGCCUCUACACCGGCCCGUCCUUCUUCACCGCGCUCCGGAACUACGUGAACGGGAGUACAUCGGUCGCGUUCCAAGGCAUCCCUUACCCGGCCUCCAUCCCCGGCUUCCUGGCAGGCGGUUCACCAUUCGGCUCGGCAGUGAUGGCCACGCUCGCCAACAAAACGGCGGCAGCCUGUCCCAACACCAAACUCGUCAUGUCCGGCUACAGCCAGGGCGCCCAGGUCGUCCACAACGCCAUGACGCUCCUCAGCAACGGCACGCUCGCCGGCUACACUAACACCACGACUACGACGACCACCACGACGGCAACAGCAGUCGACUCUCGCGUCGCCUCGGUCGUGCUCUUCGGCGAUCCGCUGAACGGGACCGCGGUCUCGGGCGUGCAGAGCGGGCGGGUGCUGUCGCUUUGUAAUGCCCAGGAUGACAUCUGUGCUCAGCAUGGGGAUGUGGUCACCUUGGACCAUCUUACGUACAGCCAGAAUGCAGCGCAGGCGGCUAUGUUUGUGAUGCAGAAGAGCGCGCUGGGG